AUCUCCUCUCCAUGUGAGGCAUGCAAAUCCAGCUCCUUUCUAAGACUGGACUAGUGAAGAGAGGAGAUUUCCUGAAGCUAGUGCAGCACUGACUGAGGGGUGCCCGUGUGCACACAGAGACACACACCCGGAGGGCAUCAGCCUGCACCAGAAGGGUCCGUGUGCCCAGCCGCUGGCCACUGACCCGUGGAAGCCCCUUGGCAAGUGCCGGGAGAGGGAGCGACCGAGGAACAAGUGAAAGUCUUCUUCACAGGAUGGAGGCUGGAGAUGGAGGCUUUCUAACAGGGGCCUCCUCUCUCUGUGUCCUUCUGUUUGGUUUUUGUGUUUUGGAGAAGGGAUCUAAACUGUGAAGUCGGACUGCCUUUUCCUUUCCAGUGCUCAGGGGCUGUUUCCUGAGGCCUCAGGCAUGGCCUUUGGCUGGCGGGACUUGUCCCUUUGUCUUCUGAGUUCUCUGCCUAUCUUGACCCUUCCAGGAAAGAGCUGACAUAGAGAGGGAAUGGACUGGAAGUGGCAGUGGCCUUGGGGUAGGAGAUGCACUUCCCAGUUUCUGGUGUGGAUGGAGGGGUUUGACUCCCCUCCUUCCCUACCCGAGUCCAAGUGCAGCCGUCUACAUCUCUGGAGCCUGCUGUGGAUGCUUCUGACACGCAUGGCCUUUGGUUCUAGCUCUUGCUCCACGGUUUUCGGAGACAGACAGCUCCCGAGACACCCCUGAGUGUUAGCCCAAUCGUCAGAGAGCUUCACCUAGAGCGAGGCCGUCCCAUAGAACUUUCUGUGAUCAUAGAAGCGUUCUGUGCUGCCCUACCCACCGUGGUAGCCGCCAACUACAUGUGGUCACAGAGCCCCUGAAAUACUGUCAGUGCAACUGAGAAACCACAAUUUACCUUUUAUUUUAUUGUGAUGACUUUUAAUAAUGUAAAGAGACCUAUGGCCCUUGCUGCCUUGGGCGUGCAGGUCCGCAGCCAUCUCUGGCGGGGCCUCGGGCCCACAGCUGAGAUGUGGAAGACACUUCCUCUGGCCCCAGGCGCUCACAGGCUGCGUGAGACCUGCUGAGAGGUGGCACUCAGUGCCCUCACAGAAGGCAGCUUGGGGUCCGUGGGCGCAAGCCAGCAAAUUCACCCUGGGAGGUCAGAGAAGGACUGGCUGCCAGCGAGGACUUCCCUGAGAGCCAGGAACUAGGCUGCUGGAAGGGCAAGAUGGAGGGAUCAGUGCCUGCGAAGACCCUGAGGUCUAAGAGAAGUGGUGCAGACUCACAGGAAGUGUUUGCAAAGAGCUUGGCCUGGGAGGAGACUUGUGAGGAAAUGGUUGGCUCAUGGAGGUCUUGGCGUGUGGAGAGUAGGGGUUGGGGUUUUAUCUAGAGAUCUCUGCAGUGUGUGUGGGAGAGAGAGGGAGAGAGAACAGGAGAAUUGUUCUAGGGAAACUCAAACCCCAGCUGGUGAAAAGGCUGGGUUCACCCUGAGGACACGUGAAAGGGGAGACCCUGUGGGGAUGCGGGGUGCCACGCAGGGCAGGGCCCUGGGGACUGGCAUGAUCAUGGGCCCCUCCUGCUCCCUGGAGCCCCACACUCUACUUCCACCCUCACCCCCAAACCUUCCACAGGUUCAAAAUCUCGGCUCCGUGUUCCGGCUGCAGCUGGCGGGGAAAUGAUGUCACAGCCUGCUGGCGUGGAGCCAUUUUGUUUCUGCAGCAAUUUCCCCGUUGGAAGUUGUUCAAGGAAGUGGCGAGCGCUGGCUGGGGUCAGUCCCAGCGGCGGGCGGUGGGCGCUGCAGAGGCCGGGACUCGGGCUCCAGGCCCCAGGGUCCCCGGAGUGUGCCCUUGCUGGUGGCGUUUUCCGAACCAAAGAUGGAGGCCAAUCUGGAGAUCCUCAACGAGCUCACUCUGGAUGCCCUGCUGGACAUGAACGAGGUCAAGGUGAAGGAGACACUGCGGCGCUACGGGGCCAACGCCGAGGAGUGUGGCCGCCUGCAGUGCGCCCUCGCCUGCCUGCGGAAAGUGACAGGUCUGGGAGGGGAGCACAAGGACGACUCGGGCUGGAACGCAUCGGAUGCCCGGCGGGAGAGUGGCUCAGGGCCUUCUGCGGACUCCCUCUCGCCAGCCUGCCCGCCCUGGCCCCCGGGGAGUGCCCAGGUGGGCAGGCCGGGCAGCAGUGCCCAGGGCCUGCGCUCCAUCUCCGUGUCCGCUCUGCCAACCUUGGACUCCCCAGCCUCCGGCCCCUGCGAGGGCCCCGCGGACACCUGUGUCCCCCUGCACGCCAGCGGCCGGCUGACCCCCCGCACCCUGCACAGCUUUAUCACCCCGCCAACCACGCCGCAGCUGCGAAGGCACACGAAGCUGAAGCCACCGCGGACGCCACCCCCGCCCAGCCGCAAGGUCUUCCAGCUGCUGCCCAGCUUCCCCACACUCACCCGGAGCAAGUCCCAUGAGUCUCAGCUGGGGAACCGCAUCGACGAGGUCUCCCCAGUGAGGUUUGAUCUCCCGUACGGAUCCCCACAGAUGGUACGAAGGGACAUCGGGCUGUCAGUGACUCACAGGUUCUCCACCAAGUCUUGGCUGUCACAGGUCUGUCAUGUGUGCCAGAAGAGCAUGAUGUUCGGAGUGAAAUGCAAGCACUGCAGAUUGAAGUGUCACAACAAGUGCACAAAAGAAGCCCCGGCCUGUAGAAUAUCCUUCCUCCCACAACCCAGGCUUCGGAGGACGGAAUCCGUCCCCUCGGACAUCAACAACCCGGUGGACAGAGCAGCUGAGCCCCACUUCGGAACCCUCCCCAAAGCACUGACAAAGAAGGAGCACCCUCCGGCCAUGAACCACCUGGACUCCAGCAGCAACCCGUCCUCCACCACGUCCUCCACGCCCUCCUCGCCUGCACCCUUCCCGACAUCGUCCAAUCCAUCCAGCGCCACGACGCCCCCCAACCCCUCCCCUGGCCAGCGGGACAGCAGGUUCAACUUCCCAGCUGCCUACUUCAUUCAUCAUAGACAGCAGUUUAUCUUUCCAGACAUCUCUGCAUUUCCACAGGCAGCCCCGUCCCCGGACGCAGCAGACAGUACCCGGCUCGACAACCAGCCCAAAGCAGACGUGUUGGAGGAUCACGAAGUGGAGGCCGAGGAGACCGAGGCUGGCAAGUCCGAGGCGGAGGACGACGAGGACGAGGUGGACGACCUGCCGAGCCCCCGCCGGCCCUGGCGGGGCCCCAUCUCUCGAAAGGCCAGCCAGACCAGCGUGUACCUGCAGGAGUGGGACAUCCCCUUCGAGCAGGUGGAGCUGGGCGAGCCCAUCGGGCAGGGCCGCUGGGGCCGCGUGCACCGCGGCCGCUGGCACGGCGAGGUGGCCAUCCGCCUGCUGGAGAUGGACGGCCACAACCAGGACCACCUGAAGCUGUUCAAGAAGGAGGUGAUGAACUACCGGCAGACACGGCACGAGAACGUGGUGCUCUUCAUGGGGGCCUGCAUGAACCCGCCCCACCUGGCCAUCAUCACCAGCUUCUGCAAGGGGCGGACGUUGCACUCAUUUGUGAGGGACCCCAAGACGUCUCUGGACAUCAACAAGACCAGACAGAUUGCUCAGGAGAUCAUCAAGGGCAUGGGGUAUCUACAUGCCAAGGGCAUUGUUCACAAAGAUCUCAAAUCCAAGAACGUCUUCUAUGACAAUGGGAAAGUGGUCAUCACGGACUUUGGGCUGUUUGGGAUCUCGGGCGUGGUCCGAGAGGGACGGCGUGAGAACCAGCUGAAGCUGUCCCAUGACUGGCUGUGCUACCUGGCCCCGGAGAUCGUCCGCGAGAUGACCCCCGGGAAGGACGAGGACCAGCUGCCGUUCUCCAAAGCUGCUGACGUCUAUGCAUUUGGGACUGUUUGGUAUGAACUGCAAGCAAGAGACUGGCCCUUUAAGAACCAAGCUGCAGAGGCCUUGAUCUGGCAGAUUGGAAGUGGAGAGGGAAUGAAGCGUGUCCUGGCCUCCGUCAGCCUGGGGAAGGAAGUCACUGAGAUCCUGUCUGCCUGCUGGGCUUUCGACCUACAGGAGAGACCCAGCUUCACCCUGCUGAUGGACAUGCUGGAGAAACUGCCCAAGCUGAACCGGCGGCUCUCCCACCCCGGGCACUUCUGGAAGUCUGCUGACAUUAACAGCAGCAAAGUUGUACCCCGGUUUGAAAGGUUUGGCCUGGGUGUCCUGGAGCCCAGUAACCCAAAGAUGUAGCCAACCUGGACAGUUUUUCUGCCGAUUUCUUUCUUUCUUAAAUGCGUUCCUGAAACCUCCAACCAACCUCCGUGAGAAAAGUGAAAACACUCUCCAAGACUUCAGUUCACCCUCCUAAGUGCCGCAAACCAGGAGAUGAGUCAUCAAUUCAGACCAUUCACCCACUGCAACACCCGGGGGGAGAGGAGCUGCACCUGCUGUUUCUUAAAGUGACAUCACCAACAACCAGACCCACCCUGACCGGCAGCGGAUGUUUACAUGUAUGUUUCUAUGGCGUGAACUCUGUCUCCCAGCAGGUAAUAAUAAAAAGUGCUCUGCAGCAAUGUGCUGGUACUGCUGGCCAGGAUGGUGGAAGCGACCUUCCCUUCUGGAGACCCCCCCGUUGGCAGUGAGGAAGAAGGGAAGAAAGGCAUCGUGACUGUGGCUGCUCUCGAGGUGGGCUCGGGGCCGCGAGGUGUGGCCUGGACUCUGCUUUGGCCCGCAACCCCAUCCGUGGGGGACUGCCCUCCAUAGGGGUCUCCCCGUACCCGCCCGAAGGGACACGAUCCCUGUUUCCUCUGGCAGAGGAAACCCCGGCUAGGAACCAAGCUGGAUUAUGAGUCAGGAUUCCUGUUCCCAGAGAGGUCAGGUUCCCCUGUGGCCCCAGCGACCCAGCCUGCACCAGCCGGAGCAGUAGAGGCAGCCGAAAGCCAGACGUCUGGACCAACCCAGUGGUCGGUAGGCAGGCUUCGCACUCAUCCCAGCCCCCAGCUGACCUCUGAGCUAAGGUGCUGAGAGGAGAAGUGGCAGGCAGUGGGGUCCCUGAGUCCACCCUCCCAGGCACAGGGUGACCUGGCUCUUCGGCCAGCCCAUCAGCUGUCAUGCCAAGGUUCCAGAACUGCCCACCUCUUCUCUCCCAGUCGUUCGCAAAGCCCUGGCCACUCUCGACUCUGCCGCUGUCUGCGUCGAAGCUCUCGGCUCGGACGGGAGGCCUGUGCCCCCGACGCCUCUCGUCUAGACCGCCAGCCCCCAGACUUCAGGGCCUCCGUGGGCCAAGUCGAGGCCACUUGCAUGUGUACGUUUGCACCAGAAGAAGGGCCUUCACUGGGGGGAAGUCGUUAUGUGAGAGCAUCCUGCCUCUUCAUUAGAGGCUGUCCCCUAAAAAGAAAAGUUCCAAACGGGAGAGAAGCCUUCGGUGGACCUUCCGCCACAUUGGGCCCCACCCCAGAACUGACCAAGGGAGACGAGAAGUGGUUGGAUUCAGACCCAGAACCUGUGUCCGUGCUCUGAGCCAAGACAGGGAGGCAGGUAGACCUCCCAUCCCUUUCAUUUAGAUUCCCCUAGCAAAACUCCCAAUCUUCAGAGCCUCCCCUGGGGUCUGGCUACAGUGUCCUGGGAAGUGGGCCACUGCCUAGAAGUUGGAGGGCCACCUUUCUGUCUCUGGGUCAGGCGCCCCCUGGCCCGGCCCACACUCGCUCGGAGAGCACGGCGGUGCAGCAGGCAAGGAACCCCAGGCUCCCGCCACCCAUCCGCGCCGCAGACCCAAGCUCCCUACCCUUCCCAGCCAGGGAGUGUGGGGAAGACAGAAGCUGUGAACCAGCCAGACUCAGCCCCAGGUGGCUCUUCCCUCCUCCGUGAGACCGCUUGUUUCAUCCUCUCGUCCCUUGACCUCCCCGUGGGCGUCACUUCCGCAGGUCAGUUCAAGAAGCUGGCCUCAAACCCCUACCGUGUCUUGUGUGAGUGCAGGGGCCCACAGUGAGCGCACAGUUCCUGCCCUUAAAGAACCGACACUGCCAGGAGCCUUGAAGGUGAGCUGAGGCCCUGAGGACACCCCUGAUUUUCUUUGGGGCACUGGACGGCCUCCCAGCUCAUGGCCCAGCCUCUGCGCUGCCUGUCAUUGAAAAAAAAAAAGUGUCUCCUUCUGUCUCCUUAAGUGACUGUUAAUUGAGGUCAGGAAGACGUGCUUGCCGUUCUGUGUCCUCUCCCCGUUGGGCGCAGGAACACAGGAAGGACACAGAUACUGUGAGUCCAGCGCUCACAGCCAAGGGCCUCCUUGGCGGAAGCUCUGGGGGCUGUGGAGUCCGGGGGGGAGGGGGGGGGCGGUGCUGAGAGUAGAGCCCAAGCUUUGGUCCUUUACAGCAGGCCCCCAGUCCCCAGUGUUCCCCGCUCCCCCAAACCGUGGGGCCCGUGCCCCUGCUGCCUUUAGCCACCAGAGCCACAGUCCAUCCAACUCGAGAUCUUGGAUCCUAGCAAGUGCCCAUUAGUCGUGGGCAGCGUAGCAACCUUUGACCUGAAAUCCCCGCGAUGUACGCUGGAAUCCGCCCCCUCGUGGCACUUCUUCUCGUGACCACAGGGGGCAGCCGUGCGCCCCGUGGGCAUGUACUGCCCUUGUUCCGUGUUGACGUGGGGGGCGGGGCGGAGACACAAAUGUGAAGCCUUUUAGGGAGCUCGGUUAAUGCUGCAGCGUUAGCCAGGAUUUCAUCAGUGUGUGUGUAAAGCUGGCGUCUUCCGUGCCCACAGGCACACACCUGCUCUUUUUUUUUUCUCGAAUGUGAUGUAAAAUUUGUACAGUAAAAGUUUUUAUAUUUUCUAUCAACUGCAUUUGUCUUCCAGAAAUGCUAUUAAUUUAAAUUAAAAUGGUUAGUAUUCAUGAACGUGCUGUAUCAGUUUUUUGCCACUGGCAAGAACACAUCCUUUGUGCCAGGCCAAGCCUGGGUGUCUGGAGUUUGUGAAUAAAAUCGUACCAAGGUG
Molecule: messenger RNA, 6918 nt
Organism: Suricata suricatta (meerkat)
Lineage: Eukaryota; Metazoa; Chordata; Mammalia; Carnivora; Herpestidae
Gene: KSR1
Product: kinase suppressor of ras 1
Exons: 19
Coding region: 1840-4188 (782 amino acids)
Biological process (GO): protein phosphorylation
Molecular function (GO): ATP binding; protein kinase activity
Source: RefSeq, a predicted model, not a curated record